Messenger RNA from Lachnellula hyalina, 1152 nucleotides. RefSeq lists its product as uncharacterized. The annotation marks the transcript as partial. The transcript is spliced from 2 exons. Lineage: Eukaryota; Fungi; Ascomycota; Leotiomycetes; Helotiales; Lachnaceae. The record is from RefSeq and is a predicted model, not a curated record.
CGCCCAAGCCCCUCCCCGUCCACAGAACCGGACCUCGAACAGCAGGAGCCCGGAAGAUCACAGCUAAGCUCCACCGUCAUCGACGGCCAAGUCGAGCAGCAAGUGCGCAUGGAAAUCCCCAUGGCGGUCGACGAGAAUCUGAACAUGUUCCGGCUCCUGGUCGGCAUCAUAUCGCAUCCGUCAAUGGGUCCUAAUUCCAAACAUCCAGCUGGGAAUAGGCCAGCGCCGAACCUGGGCAUCUAUGCCCGUGUCGUGCACAACGAAAUGACGGCCAAGACGGGCUACAAGAGGAUGUCCGUGUUGAUCAAUGGGUGUCUGGGCUUGCAGAUUAUCGUUGCCGCCUCGCUCGUGGCACUGGGUGCCUCCAACUCGAGCCACAGCACAGUCACAGCUUUCGGUGCCAUUAACACAGUCAUCGCGGGCAUCCUCACCUUUCUCAAAGGCUCGGGUCUACCGAACCGGAUGAAGUAUUACCAGAACGAGUGGAAGAAAAUCCGGGAAUACAUCGAGCAGCGAGAACGCGAUUUCAGCCGUCCUAAUUGUGGCCUUGAUCCGUAUAGUGUUGUAGCGACGGUCGAAGCCAUGUAUGAAGAAGUGAAGCUGGACACGGAAGCCAAUACGCCGGAACGCUUCGCCGGGGUGGGCAAGCAGAGGAGUGCAGGGACGAUGAAACCUAUCGGGAUGCUUGAGAAUGCCAAGGUCGAGCUUAUGAACAGCGACAAGCUGAAGAGCCUGGAAGCUAGCUUUGCGCAUCAUAGAUCUGCCAAGGAUCUGGAAGCUGGUUUGGGCCAGAGAGCGCACGAUGUUCAGGAGGGAUUUGGGAAUACAGAAAAAGAUUUGGAGGCUGGCAUUGACCGGCGACUGCAUGAUUUCGAGGAGGAACUAAGAAGCAGGGAGAAGGAUAUAGAAGUGGGUGUGAGCGGUCUGGGAGACAGGGCACAAGAAAUCCAAUCGAGUCUUGGGCACAAAGUGAGGGAGCUGGAACUUUUCGGCAACAGGCUCAAGGAUAUUGCUUCUGAGAUUGGAAUCAAGGCGAAAGAUGCAGCGAUGGAAGCCGAGGCGCACGGGAGCAGCUUGGUCAAGGAAGCGGAGAGUGCAGCGGAACAUGGAAGGCGGAUUGCAGACGAAGGUCAUGCUGUAGGUCAUGUUUGA